AAAUGUGAAUGUGUAUAUUUGUUACAUAUAUCUUCUUUGGUGAUGUCAUAAAUCAUGAGUAAUAUUAUCUGACAUAAAAUUGUCAAUUGUCUCAAGUCAAGGGACAGAUAGUUUUUCCCGCUUUUGUAAAAUUAGUGUGACGAACAGCACGCGAUGACAAAUUACUGAAGUUAAGAAAAAUAUAGUGAUAUAUAAUACGGAGUUCUAUGCUGUUAAUGAGAAUUGGUAAUCUUAUUAAAGUGGCUAGGUCCUUGGCUGAUUUUUCACAUCAUUCCUCAUCGAUAAUCAGCCCAACGUUCAAGCAAGAUAGUAGUUUUGCUUUUGUGGUUAGGUUAGAUUUUCAUCACAACCACGGGGGCCGAACAGUCAGCCAUGUCCGUCUCUCAGAUGGAAAAAAACUUAUUCAAUUUAAAGUUUGCAGUAAAGGAGUUAGAAAGAAAUUCAAAGAAAUGCGAAAAAGAAGAAAAAAUAGAGAAAGCAAAGAUCAAGAAGGCGAUACAAAAAGGUAACAUGGAAGGUGCUCGCAUCCAUGCUGAGAAUGCAAUUCGACAGAAGAACCAAGCCUUGAAUUAUCUCAGAAUGAGUGCAAGAGUAGAUGCAGUGGCCAGCAGAGUGCAAACUGCAAUGACAACUCGCAAAGUCACUCAGUCUAUGUCUGGUGUUGUUAAAGCCAUGGACGCAGCUAUGAAGUCGAUGAACCUGGAAAAGAUCUCUUCACUCAUGGAUAAGUUUGAAAACCAAUUUGAGGAUCUGGAUGUGCAAAGCUCAUACAUGGAAAAUGCUAUGUCACAAACCACAACAAUUAACGCACCUCAGAACGAAGUGGAUACUUUGAUGCACCAAGUCGCAGAUGAAGCUGGGCUGGAACUGAAUAUGGAACUGCCACCUAGUCAAUUAGGCUCUAUUGGCGUUUCGGUAGCAGCAACUCAGGAACAGGACGAACUAACACACAGAUUGGCACAACUCAGGGAAUAAUGAUAGGCUGUUUGAAUGUAUGUUGUAAUUUAUAAAGUAUAUAUAUAUAUAUUUUUCUCUUAACAGUAAGUAUUAUGGUGUCAUAUGGUAAUAUAUUUUCUUAAAAAUUAUGUUAAAGAAUAUGUUACAGCUAAAAUGAAAAAGGAAGAUGAAAUUCUUAGCUUUAUAGCAUAGUUUGUAUGCAGCAUAUAUCAGAUUUUAAUAGAUAAAUAUGAAUGCUAUAAAAAUUAUUACUGCUCUUGAAAAUUUAUACAGUAUUGAAAUCUUAAUAGGCCUAAUUCUCAGGUCUCUCUUAGGACUUAAUAGAUCUUUUUGUUUAUUUUGUACAUUAUAUUGUAAUUAGAAUAAAUAAUUUAAUUGAUUAUCUGUCUUUUGUUAAGAUCCAAAAUUAGAAACAAUGAACGAAAUUAAUUAAUUUUAACUCGCAACCUGCAAUAUUUUUUAUCAACGUAAUUUAGCUGCAAAAUGCAAUAUGGAACGCUUUUGCUCUACAUGUUAAUUGUACAUUUAUAUAAGAUUAAUAAAUAUUUAUUGUUUAGUAACGA
Molecule: messenger RNA, 1520 nt
Organism: Linepithema humile (Argentine ant)
Lineage: Eukaryota; Metazoa; Arthropoda; Insecta; Hymenoptera; Formicidae
Product: charged multivesicular body protein 1b-like
Biological process (GO): late endosome to vacuole transport; protein transport; endosome transport via multivesicular body sorting pathway
Cellular component (GO): ESCRT III complex; multivesicular body
Source: RefSeq, a predicted model, not a curated record